Messenger RNA from Lates calcarifer (barramundi perch), 3922 nucleotides. Its product is annotated as zinc finger protein. The coding region runs from base 609 to 1367 and encodes 252 amino acids. NCBI's taxonomy places the organism in Eukaryota, Metazoa, Chordata, Actinopteri, Centropomidae. The transcript has 8 exons. Gene Ontology annotation, molecular function: zinc ion binding; nucleic acid binding. The record is from RefSeq and is a predicted model, not a curated record.
CACUCGACCAGUGCUCCCACUCACUCUCUCUGCAAAACGAGCAUUCAGUGUACACUAUCACACGCACUGUGUGAGCCGAGAGCGCUUUCUGUCUGUCUUUCAUUCAUCCUGGUGAAGCCUGCUCACACUUUCUUCCUCUCUUCUCUCCCCCCCUCACCCUCUACCCUACCUCCCUCCACGCUGGGAUAGCUUACUUUGUUUAUUGUUUUCCCUCAGUGGUGCCUUUCGGUCGGAGUAAUAGUGGAUGUGAUAUCAACAGAGCUCCGUUUGUUCUUACCUCCGCGAUACUACGGACCGGAGAGGAGUCGCCAGAGGACACGCGCAUCACGACAGGAGAACAGCGCGAAGGAGUUUUGUGGAGGGGACGGCGUGAUUUUAAAACAAGAAAUUAAGAAAUCAUCUGUACUGAACAGCAGCGUUAACACGGACGCUCCGCCUGACGAGACUCCCGUUAAGUUUUGACGGAUUUUAUAGCACAGGUGCGUUAAAGGAUUGAAGACAGGCACUUAGCGGAUGGUUGUCGGUCUGUGUGGAGAGGUGUCACUGCCUCUGCGCAAGAUAAGUCUGAGACAUGGAGUUGAUCUACAUUUCCUAAUGUCUAGUCUCAAAUGAAGAUGAAGUCUGCGGGCGUCGUGGAUGGAGGCUUGUUCACAGAGAGCUAUUGUAACAUCUGCAAUGCCCAGCUCAUCUCAGAGUCCCAGCGCACCGCUCACUAUGAGAGUAAGAAACAUGCCAAUAAGGUACGUCUGUUCUACAUGCUUCACCCUGAAGAUGGAGGACCGCCUUCCAAGAGACUGAGGCCAGAUAACCCAGACUGUGCAGAGACAGAGGUGGACAGGAACAAGUGCUGUACCUUGUGUAACAUGUUCUUCACCUCCGCCAUUGUGGCCCAGUCCCACUACCAGGGCAAAACCCAUGCCAAGAGAGUCCGUCUGGUGCUGGGGGAGCCAACAAACCUGCCUGCAGCCAUGACCAGCCCUACAAACACAGAUUCCUCCCCUUUGACCCCACUGCCCACAGACCCCACUACAUGCCCCCCUCCUCCCCCUGCUCUGCCAUGGCCCAUGGCAGUGGUCGGGGGAAACGGUGGAAGAGAAGCCGGGAAAUACUGUUGCCUGUGCGGAGCCUGGUUCAACAAUCCACUGAUGGCCCAGCAGCACUACGAGGGAAAGAAGCACCGCAGAAAUGCAGCAAGGGCACGUCUCCUGGAGCAGCUAGCGGGCAGUCUGGAUGCCACAGAGAGCACAGGGCUGCGCAGUAGUUACUCCUGCAGUGUCUGCAGUGUGGUCCUCAACUCCAUUGAGCAGUAUCAUGCACACCUCCAGGGCUCCAAGCACCAGAACAACCUGAAGCAACACCAGCAGUAAGCCACCGAAACAAGCCACUCUGGAAAGAAGAAGAGAUGAGGACAGAGAUUAUUGGAAUAAACAACUUCAGAAAAGAGGACUUGUGUCAGAAACCGAGUAUGAGAGAGUAGUGCAGAGUAACUAACAGAGUGUGUGUCUACGUAUGUGUGUGUGUGUGUGUACAUGGGUGUCAUGGACAUCCACGCCUGCAUCUGCAAUAUGCAUGUGUGGGUCAUUGUGAGUGUGUUUAUUUCUAUCUUUGAUCUAAAAAUAUAUCUCUGAGAUUUAUCCAGCACCCAAGUGUUUGAUAUGAGUUCUCGACACCGACAGCUAUCAGAGGAGCUGCAGCUGUAUAUUGCCAUAUAACUCCUGUGUGAACCACAAUCCUAAAAUUGAACUGAUGUCGGUGUUUUACCCAGAGUGGUAAUAACCAUUACAAUGAUCGUCAUAGAGCAGCAGUAAUAAUAACUCUGUAACUAGCGGUCUACCAAGUGCUCUGACAGUGAUCCAAGUCUGAACACAGUCUGUUGUUUCUACAUGCAUUUCAUAUACAGUGACGCUGAUGGUGGCACAUGCACGGCUCACUUUCAGACCACUUGAGACCUACUCAGGCCCAAACUUUUAAAUCCAAGGACAAGAAAACCCCCAAUGACCUCAGUCAUUAUACACUGCAUGAAUUUCCACUUUAAAUUUUUGGUUUAAAAUCUUGUGCUGUCUAUAAUUGUAGUGUCACUAUUUUCAGAUGGUGGAUGUGUCAUUUUGAAAUCCCAUCUUUUCAUAUUCCAAAUAUUCAAAACCUGGAGAUGUGGCAUGGUUACAGUACAGAGGGCAGUAGAGAAAAGCAGCACAAAGCUUUUAAACUCCUUCUGAAGUGAGGGUCUGUGCAGCUUUGUGAAUCACACUGUAUACUGUUGGAAACAUUCCCACAGCACUGAAUACUGAUGUCAGAUGCAGUACGGAGGUGACAAAAAUUCUCUUCUCUGUUGAGAUAGGCGACAUGUAGAUAAUAUUUUUUUAUUUUUCUGUUGUGGUGGCCAGAGGAAAAAAACACUUCACUCCCAAUCAAUGUAGCAGCCAAUGUACAAUACAACUGGGAUGUAAUUCAAUGCAUGCAAAAAUGUAAAACGUUGCGUUCACUUGCCUUUUUAAAACCUAUUGCUUGCGCAUUUUUGGCAAUAGCGCUGCUUUCUAGUGAUAGCUUCGUAAUGCAUUACUGCAUAUGCUUGCACCUGAACAAAGAGGUCACCUUUUAGUACUGAACAGGCUUCUUUCCAACACCUAAUUUAUUUAUCAAAAAACCCUUACAUACCUAGGAAUUAGACCACCCCUCCAUCUGUAGUGUCUUCAGAGUGUCUGCAAAGUGAGCUUCAACAAUGGUUUGUAGCACCAUAAGAUGAGCAAAGAGAGGACACGUUCCAGUUUCCUGUGCUGUCACUAAGAUCGGCCCUGAGCAGCAAUUUUCUAGGAGCUGGGAGAAGGACUAAGAAACACAGCACUCAGUGCUAAGCUAUACUCUGCUAGUUCUUGUUGGUUCAAGCUCUGUGUUUUUGUUUUUUCUCUGUAAACACAUUAAAAUCUUUUUAUUCUGUGCUUUGUUCAUUUCAACAUGAAGAGAGUGAACUAUGAAUGACCUGAUUAUAAAUGUUUUUUCUUCUGCAGACAUAUGGAUGAGUAAUGGUUUUUAUGCAAUCACACUGUAGUAUUAAUAACCAUAAAAAUGUGGUUUUGAAGUGAAAUAGUUUAACGAAGCAAAAAAAAAAGUGGUUUGUGUAAAUAAGCGGUAGCUGCAGGCAAAGCUGGUCUUUUAAGAAGUACAAGAGUUUUGUAUUCAAUAUGUUUAUCUGCACUGAGCUACAGGUGAUAAGGGAAAUGUACUUCAUAUAGAUAUUAUUAUUUAAAAAUAUACAGAUAUGGUGGCAGUGAAAUGAGAAUAAACUGUAUUUUGAUGGGUUAUGUUCUGAAUGGAGAAGCCUGAGCUGAGGAGUCAUGACGAUGGACCAAAAUCCAGCAGUGGAAGACAGUGAGAAAUCAUCCUUACUAAGAGGGAUUUUGAUAACAGCUAUUUUCAUGAGGACAAACACAAUCAUCGCAAAGACUGUCUCAUGACUGUUUUGCCAGUGGAUUCAUAAAACAGCCAAAACAGCAGCACAGGUCUGCAGGCUGUUGGAUUUUAACACAAUGUCUAAAAUUACCAACCUGUCAGUUGUCUGUAACGCCAUAAGAAAAACACAAAAAACAAGAAGUCAUUUGGCAUUUUUGUGUGCAUCAUGACUGUUUUGAUGACUAUUUACACUGACUCUCUCCAGCACUGGUGUAUUCACAAUAGAAGUGGUGUCUGUGUGUCGUGCAGAGGAUGACUGUGCCAUGAGUCACAUAUUUUAGCAGAUGUUACGUAAUAUAUGACAGAGAUGUAUCUAUGGGUAGGAAUUCUGUGAUACGAUGCUUGUGGGUGGAUGUCUGUGUAUGUGAAGCUGUCAACUGCACUGGCAGUGGGAGACUCGCUGUGAGCUGUGUACUGUGAGCACAUUUGUAAACACACCUGAUGAUGAAUACAAUGAAGAUGACAACUAUAUCUA